This is a messenger RNA of Aspergillus pseudotamarii, 402 nucleotides long. RefSeq lists its product as uncharacterized. Lineage: Eukaryota; Fungi; Ascomycota; Eurotiomycetes; Eurotiales; Aspergillaceae. The transcript has 3 exons. Bases 1 to 402 code for a protein of 133 amino acids. The record is from RefSeq and is a predicted model, not a curated record.
AUGAGUGAAACCUACCAGAUUGUUGGCGCGAACGUCGAUCUGACCUCUCCAUCGGAGGGUGGAACGGAGUGGACUGUUGAGCAGAAAACCCCUGAGUUGGAAAUCGAAUAUCCGGAGCCACAUGUGAGGAUCGGUUGGGCAUAUGGCCCUAUUAACCUUGUUGAUGGAUAUGUCGAUCCGAAUACAUUGGAAAUAGUAGUAGCCCCGGUUAUAGCUCAAGUCUAUCUCGGGACUAUUGAAGGAAAUCUAAAGGAUGGUCUCAGUGUCCGGUUCAAUCUAUCCAGCUCGGAAGGUCGCCUUGAUUUUUACCUCAAAAAUGGCAAUGAAGUCUGGCUAAAGUUUGACCUGCGUAUUCGUUUCGGUGGAUAUUAUGUCGACGAAAUGAGGCUCCUGAGUAUUUGA